This is a messenger RNA of [Torrubiella] hemipterigena, 1536 nucleotides long. The record is from the annotation of a GenBank genome assembly. Lineage: Eukaryota; Fungi; Ascomycota; Sordariomycetes; Hypocreales; Clavicipitaceae.
GGAAGCAGGAGGCAGCUACGCAACUGAAGCUCUCCAAAUCAACAUCUCUCAUCUGCUACUUUCGCCGUGCGCACCACCCAGUUUGGCGCCGCAUAUAUUUUGCUUUUCUUUGCACAACGUAAUCUGAUUGGAUCGAUUAAGUCUUCAAUAUGGCGGCCCAGGUCAUCUCCAACUCCGGCCAUGAUGACAUGAUUCACGAUGCCGUCAUGGACUACUACGGUAGAAAGCUAGCCACUUGCUCUAGCGACCGUACAAUCAAGAUCUUCGAAAUUGAGGGCGAGUCGCAGCGUCUGAUUGAGACUCUCAAAGGACACGACGGCGCAGUCUGGAGCGUCUCCUGGGCUCAUCCUAAGUACGGUAACAUCCUCGCAUCGGCCGGAUACGACGGCAAGGUCUUCAUCUGGAAGGAACAGGGAGCCCAAAACAGCCAAUGGCAGCGCAUCUACGACUUCCCGUUGCACAAGGCUUCAGUAAAUGUUGUAGCCUGGGCUCCUCAUGAGGCUGGAUGCCUUCUUGCCUGCGCAUCUUCCGACGGCAAUGUUAGCGUUCUUGAAUUCAAGGAUGCUAGUGUCGACCACACCACCUUCCCAGCUCAUGGUCUCGGUGUGAACUCUGUCUCCUGGGCACCCGCAACCGCCCCGGGUAGCAUCGUCAGCAGCUCUCCCAGCCCCAGUUCCGUUGGAAACCGCCGCUUUGUCACUGGCGGCAGCGAUAACGUGCUCAAGAUUUGGACAUUUGACGCCGCCUCGCAGUCCUACAAGCAGGAAGGUGAGGCUCUGACCGGCCACUCAGACUGGGUUCGUGACGUUGCAUGGUCACCUACGGUCCUUAAGAAGUCAUACAUUGCUUCCGCCUCACAAGACAAAACCGUUCGCAUCUGGACUAGCGACUCGACAGCUGGCAGCCCGAGCAAGUGGGACUUUAAGGUUCUUGAAUUCGAAACACCCGUCUGGCGCGUAAGCUGGUCGCUGAGUGGCAACGUUCUUGCCGUUAGUGGCGCCGACAACAAGGUAUCACUGUGGAAGGAGAAUCUCCGUGGCGAAUGGGAGAAUGUCAAGACCAUUGCUGAGUAAGAGUUGGAUGAAACAAACGGUUCGCGAGUUUAAAAAUAAAAGACGAAAAUGGCGAGGGUUGAUUAGAUGCUGCUCUUAGAGGGCGUUUAGCAAUCAUGCACUAGUCAUAAUGAAGUAAAUAAAAACAUUUGAAAGCAAGCCGAUAUUCGACAUGAUAAAAAUGGCUCUAUAUGUCUAAUCGUGGCCCCAAAUUGAAAACUAUGGACAAUAAAAAUGGAUUUAUACAAGAAUAAAUGACGCUAGAAUGACCGCCAACGAGACAGUAACCCAACCGGGAUGUAACAUCGUACCAGUACUGCCCUUACCAUCACUGGCGUUGGGGUCUUUUUGCAUGACGAAAAUCUCACCGCUAUCAGAGGAGAACCAAAGACGACCUUUGGCAUCGAGGGCCAGGCCUACAGGACGCAGGCAGUUGGCUGGCUUGGUGCAUUUUGACAAGUCGGCAGCGGUAAUCACAUCUUUG